Molecule: messenger RNA, 3931 nt
Organism: Nomia melanderi (Alkali bee)
Lineage: Eukaryota; Metazoa; Arthropoda; Insecta; Hymenoptera; Halictidae
Product: 5-oxoprolinase
Biological process (GO): glutathione metabolic process
Cellular component (GO): cytosol
Molecular function (GO): 5-oxoprolinase (ATP-hydrolyzing) activity
Source: RefSeq, a predicted model, not a curated record
AUGCGAAGAGAGAUGUUCGAGUUCGCCAUAGAUCGCGGCGGCACGUUUACCGACGUCUACGCCAGGUGUCCGGGCGGCAAAGUUCGAGUGAUGAAACUACUGUCGGUGGAUCCCGCUAACUACGAGGAUGCGCCGCGCGAAGGAAUUCGCAGGAUCCUCGAACAGGAAACCGGUCAGAAAAUCAAUGGAGAGAUCGAUACUUCAUUAAUCUCUUGGAUUCGAAUGGGUACGACUGUUGCGACGAACGCGUUGCUGGAAAGAAAGGGCGCGAAGAUGGCUCUCCUGAUAAAUGAGGGCUUCAAAGACCUUCUUUUCAUUGGAAACCAAGCACGGCCUAAUAUAUUCGACCUGAAAGUGGUCACACCGGAAGUUCUUUACAAGGAGGUCGUAGAAGUGAAGUGUAGGGUAAUACCUGCUUUACCCGAUAGAUGUUGCAUGGAUACUAAACGCUGGCGAAAAGUUAAAGGUUCUACGGGUGAGGAGUUGCUUGUAACACAAGAACUAGAUGAGGAAAGACUGAAACAAGAUCUGGAGCAGUUGCGACGAUCAGGGAUCGAGAGUUUAGCGGUAGUUCUAGCACAUAGUUACAUGUUUGCUGGACAUGAAGUUAGAGUUGGAGAACUGGCGAGGGAAGCUGGCUUCCCUCAAGUGUCCCUUUCCCACGAAGUUAUGCCCAUGACGAGAAUUGUUCCUAGAGGCUUUACUGCUUGCGCUGACGCGUACCUAACGCCGCAUAUUAAACAGUAUUUAGAGGGUUUCUCUUCUGGAUUCAAGGAUAAACUUAAAGGAGUGAAUGUUUUAUUCAUGCAGAGCGAUGGUGGACUGACUCCUAUGAACUCGUUCAACGGAUCCCGAGCUAUACUUUCUGGUCCAGCCGGUGGGGUGGUUGGUUAUGCGAUGACCACUUACGGCAAGGAAACCAAUUUACCAGUGAUCGGGUUUGAUAUGGGCGGAACUUCCACAGAUGUAAGUCGUUACGGUGGUAGCUACGAACAUGUGUAUGAGAGCACCACGGCUGGCGUAACGAUUCAAGCCGCGCAGUUGGACGUGAACACAGUAGCGGCAGGGGGUGGAUCGAUGCUUUUCUUCAGGUCGGGAUUGUUCGAGGUCGGACCUAGAAGUGCGGGAGCUCAUCCUGGUCCCGCUUGUUACAAGAAGAACGGCCCUUUGGCAGUGACCGAUGCGAACCUGGCGUUGGGAAGGCUGUUGCCCGAGUACUUUCCAAAGAUAUUUGGUCCUAAUGAAAAUGAGCCACUAGAUAAAUCGCGGACGCUCGACGCAUUCAACACACUAACCAAUGAAAUAAACGAAUUUCUAGAGAGAGAAGGACAAAAAUCGAAGAGUAAGAUGACAAUCGAAGAAGUGGCAAUGGGAUUCAUCAGAGUCGCCAACGAAACAAUGUGUAGACCAAUAAGAGCUUUAACACAGGCAAAGGGGUACGACACUUCUCGUCACGUUUUAGCUUGUUUCGGAGGUGCCGGAGGACAGCAUGCGUGUGCGAUUGCACGGUCGCUCGGAAUGGGCACAGUUUUCGUUCACAAAUAUGCAGGAAUUUUGUCAGCCUAUGGUAUGGCCUUAGCUGACGUAGUAGAGGAGGCUCAAGAGCCUAGCGCUGAGACUUAUGAUACUGAAUCUUUCGCACGCCUGGACGAGCGAUUGGACGCUUUAGGAAAAAGAGUUCGAGCCAAGCUAUUGAAGCAAGGCUUCUCCGAUUCUCACAUAGUCAUUCAGCCAUUUUUACAUCUACGUUACCAGGGAACGGACUGCGCACUGAUGUGCCCACCAAAUCGGAAGGGGAAUGAAAAUAAGGGCAUGAAGCACGGUGAUUUUCUGACUACGUUCCUAGAAAGGUAUCAGACAGAAUUCGGUUUUACCAUGCCCAAUCGAAAAAUUUUGGUAAACGAUGUGAGAGUGCGGGGUGUGGGGAAGACAGAUGUAGAAGAGGAUCCGAUUCUAUCCUCAUCUGAAGAACCUCCGAAAGUAGAAAAGACAACCAUGAUCUAUUUCGAGACUGGUUACCUAGAGACGAAAGUGUACCAAUUAGUUUCUCUGUCGCCUGGACACACGAUUUCUGGACCAGCUAUUAUAAUGGACAGCUUAAGCACCCUUCUAAUCGAACCCGAUUGCAACGCAUCGAUCACUCCUCGCGGCGAUGUCAAGAUAACGAUCGGUCAAGGCCUGAGGACGGAGGUCACGACCGAUUUGGAUGCAAUACAACUCAGCAUUUUCUCCCAUCGAUUUAUGAGUAUCGCCGAGCAGAUGGGCAGGAUACUUCAGAGAACCUCGAUCUCGACGAACAUAAAGGAACGACUGGACUUCUCCUGCGCGGUUUUCGGGCCGGAUGGAGGACUCGUUUCCAAUGCACCCCAUAUACCGGUUCAUCUGGGCGCCAUGCAGGAGACGGUGCAGUACCAAAUGAGAGCGUUCAAGGGUGAAUUUUCGAGAGGCGAUGUCAUACUCGCAAACCAUCCAUCAGCCGGCGGAUCUCAUCUUCCGGAUUUCACUGUCAUAACUCCCGUAUUUUACAAAGACGUAGAAAAACCGGUAUUCUUCGUGGCUAGCAGAGGUCAUCAUGCUGAUAUCGGUGGAAUUACACCUGGUUCCAUGCCACCGCACUCUACCACGUUGCUCCAGGAAGGAGCUGCUUUUAAAAGUUUCCUCUUGGUGCACAAAGGGGUUUUCCGCGAGAAAGAAUUAACGGAAGAGUUGAUGGCCCCGGGAAAGAUUCCAGGAAGUUCUGGAACUAGAAAUCUCUCUGAUAAUCUAAGUGAUUUGAAGGCGCAGAUCGCGGCUAAUCACAAGGGUUCAUUGUUAGUAAACGAAUUAAUCGACAUAUACGGUCUAGAUGUCGUCCAAGCCUACAUGGGUCAUAUCCAACAAAACGCUGAAAUGGCUGUGAGAGAUAUGCUAAAAUCCGUAGGGAGAAAGCUUCUCGAAGAAACUGGCAGUACCAUUGCAACUGCGGUGGAUUAUAUGGACGAUGGAAGUCCCAUUAAGUUCGCUUUGGAUAUUGACAUCGAGAGGGGCGAGGCUGUCUGUGAUUUCACUGGAACUGGGUACGAAGUGUGGGGCAACUGCAAUGCACCCCGUGCUAUUACUUUGUCUGCUUUAAUUUAUUGUUUGAGAUGUAUCGUUGGUCGAGACGUUCCUUUAAAUCAGGGUUGUCUCAAGCCCGUGAAGGUAAUCAUUCCCAAAGGAUCCCUCUUAGACCCAUCAGAAGAAGCUGCAGUGGUAGGCGGCAACGUUCUAACGUCUCAACGCGUGGUAGACGUAAUUUUGCAAGCUUUCGGGGCAUGUGCUGCAUCACAGGGUUGUAUGAACAAUGUGACAUUAGGUACUGAAGAGUGGGGAUACUAUGAAACUGUCGCUGGAGGCAGUGGAGCUGGGCCAACGUGGGAUGGCAGAGGAGGAGUUCACACUCACAUGACCAAUACUAGGAUUACAGAUCCUGAGAUACUGGAGCUUCGGUAUCCAGUCAUCCUCAAUAAGUUUUCUCUACGUCCUAGAAGUGGAGGGGAUGGUGCUCACCGUGGAGGCGACGGUGUUGUCCGAGAAAUGACUUUCAGAACACCGAUGAUGCUAUCGGUAUUAACUGAAAGAAGAGUGCACAGUCCUCCCGGAUUGGCCGGUGGAUCGUCGGGCGAACGCGGAAAGAACACGUUGCACAGAGCGGACGGCAGGAAGAUCAACUUAGGCCCGAAGACUGCGGUCGCAGUCUGUCCAGGGGACACGUUUAUUUUGGAGAGUCCUGGUGGCGGCGGUUAUGGUUCGUCCGGUACAAGAGCUCCAUUAAUAAAAGAGAAUGUUCAAGGAUUUAUCGAACGAGGAAGCGUGUUCGAGUACCGAAAAGCUCAAGAGUCUGUUUAGCUGAUGCUUCGUCAAUUAACAAUGAAAUAUUAUAGACACAUAAAUUUCUCUAGUUUCUGUUAAU